UUAUGCACCCACCUUAUAGUAGCCCCAUCUAAAUGGUAACAGGACAACUAAUAGGCGUCUCUCCCGCCCCUCAUCAGACCAAGGCGUGGGCCCCUCUAACAAGUCCCAGGACCCAUGUCAAGGGUUUAGUUGGUGUGCUCAGGGACAAAAUACCAGCCUCACCUCUCCAGUUUUUAGAUCACCUACUCCCUUUCUACUGGGCAUGGGAACCCAUCAGCUCCAAUAGGUGGGUUCUAGAGACAGUAGGGAGGGGAUAUGUCAUCCCCUUCCUCUCACCUCCCCCCUCACACCUCCCUACUCCCUCUCUCUUCAGGGAUCCCGCUCACAAGCAUCUCCUCAGGGAGGAGGUGCAACAGUUCCUGCGACGGGGAGCCGCCGAAGCGGCCCCCAGGGAUUCGGGCACAAGGGGUUCUACUCAAGGUAUUUCCUAGUGCCCAAAGCAAAGGGGGUUCUGGCCCACCCUAGACGUCAGGGAUUUAAAUACAUUCAUCAUUAAAGCCAAGUUCAAGAUGGUGACACUGGCAUCAAGCAUCCCUCCCUCAGCCUUGGACACUCAUGCGCUGCCCUCGGUCUCAAGGACACUUACUUCCACAUCUCGAUCGCAUCCCAUCACAGGAGAUUUCUGCGUUUUAUGGUUGGCCCAGGUCAUUACCAAUUUACAGCCUUCCCCUUUGGGCUGUCUACAGCCCCCUGAGUUUUCAUGAAAUCCUUGGCUGUAGUGGCAGCCUUCCUAAGGCAGCGAGGGGUCCAAGUAUUCCCCUACCUCAACGACUGGCUGGUGCGGGACUCAUCCUCAGACCAGAUGCUAGUGCAUAUUGCUUUGGUGCAGGCCCUUUUCUCGGAGCUGGGCCGCCUCCUGGACGUGGCCAAGUCAACUCUGGUCCCCACUCAAGACAUAGAGUUUGUAGGAGUUCAUCUGGACUCCACGACAGCCAUGGCCUUCCUUCCCAGAUCUCAUUUCCUGGCUAUCAGGGAAGCCAUUCUGGCCUUACAAGCAUUCCCUAUGACCACGGCCAGAAACUGCAUGCACCUACUAGGGCUCAUGGCCACCUGUACGUAUGUGAUUCAGCAUGCCAGGCUCCACAUGCAUCCCCUGCAGCUGUGGUUGGCUUGGGUUCACAGCCCUUCCUCCAUGUCUGGGACAGGGUGGUGAUAGUCUAUCCGGGUAUUCUCCAAUCCCUGGACUGAUGGACCCAGGAGCAGGUGGUCCAUGCUGGAGUCCCGUUCUCCAGGCCCCUCCCAACCCUGCAACUUGUAGCAGAUGCCUCCAACACUGGCUGAGGCGCCGUCGGCAACGUAAGAAUGAAAGGUCACAGGAGGAACUUUCCCUGCACAUCACUGUCAGGAAGCUGUGGACUGUUUGCCUUGCGUGCCAGGCCUUCUUUCCCCACCUCAGGCAAGACAAUCCUCAUCCUGUCCAACACACAGCAGCAGUCGCCUAUAUCAACUGGCAGGGUGGGGCACGUUCUCUCCCCUGUGCCAGGAAUCCCUCCGGCUCUUGGAACUCUGCAUUGGGGUAGAUGUUCACCCAAUCGCAUCCUAUCGGGAGAACACUCUGGCGGACCAGCUGAGCCGGGCUUUUUCCUGCCACGAAUGAUCCCUCGGGAGAUGUGGCCCUUCACAUCUUCCGCAGGUAGGGGUUUCUCCUCCUAGACCUCUGCAAUACAGCAGAACAGGAAGUGCUCCAGGUAGUGCUCUACUCCCUCAUGGGGAAUGGUCGGGGGUCCCUGGGAGAUGCUGUCCUUAUCCCCUGACCCAAGGGCCUGCUUUACGUGUCGUCAUCCCCCCUCCCCGGUCGCCAUUUCUGCUGGUGCACAGGGUGCUUUUGAAAGUGAGGGACUUCAGGGCCUCCCUCAUCCUCAUUCUUGUCCCAGACAGCCUUCGUUCACAUCCGAUAAACACGUUGUGCAAGAAGCCACUUGCGCUCCCCCCUGCACUCAGACUUCAUAACUCAGGACUUCGGCAGACUUCGCCACCCGCACCUACAGUCCCGCCACCUAAUGGCCGACAGCAGUGGCGCUCCAGUGCUCGGAGCAGGUGCAGGAAGUCCUGUCUGGCUAAAUGGAAGCGCUUCUCCCUUUGGGCUGCUCAGAAGGGUAUCUCCCCAGUACUGGUUCUGGACUUCCUCCUCAUCAAGCAGGGUUCACCUGGCGGCUAUUUCCGCCUUUCACACAGGCUUUAGGGACACGAUGCUCUUUGCACAUCCUAUGGUCCAGAGAUUUGUACAGGGUUUGAACAGACUUUACCUGGUCAGUCUGUCCCCCUGUAGGAUCUAAACUUAGUUCUGUCCAGGCUCAAGGGGCUCCCUUUCGAGCCCCUGGUGACGUGCUUGCUGCUGCACUUCUCCUGUAAGGUGUCCUUCCUGGUGGCUAUCAGGUAGGCCAGGCGCACAUCUAAACUGAGGGCUCCCCCCUUACAGUAUUCAUCAAGAACAAGGCCUGGUUACGCCUCCACCGCGCCUUCCUUCUGAAGGUGGUGUCUCACUUUCUUGUGUUUCAGGGCAUUUUUCUCCCGUUUUUUUACCCAAAGCCCCAUGCUUCAGGCAAGGAACAGGCGCUACGCAUGUUAGAUGUCAGGAGAGCCUUAGCUGUUUAUUUAGAAAGAACAAAGCCCUUCCGAAGGUCUCCACAGCUCUUUGUGGCAACUGCAGAACAGCUGAAGGGGCAGCCGGUCUCUGCACAGGGGAACACCUUGUGGAUUACAUCCUGCAUCAAGGAGUGCUAUCGGCUAGCUGGGGUACCAGCUCCUCCGCUCACGGCCCAGUCCACUAGGGCCCAGGCCUCCUCCACAGCCUUUGUGGCUCAGGUCCCGAUCCUGGACAUCUGCAGGGCCGCCACGUGGUCCUCGGUACACACUUUAGCCAAUCAUUAUGUGCUAGCUCACCAGUCUAGGAAGGAUGCAGCACUGGGUAGGGCUCUGGUAAGAUCCAGUGUAAACUGACCAGGGAUUUGUGGCUGGUUCUUUGGGACCGGAAAGACUCAUUCAGGGUAGCUGAGAUCGGGUUCUCUAACCCCUCACCUGUGUGUAGGUCCAGGGCUGAUUGUGGCACAGGAAGAGCUGGGGUGUCAGAGGGGUUUUGCACAUGUGGCUUCCUGCUGGCUGCAUUAGCAGCUGGAGUGCUCGGUGUAACUGGUUUGUGGACUAUUUGGGAAAGGUCUCCAGUCUGGGGCUGUAAAGACCCCUGGUUUUGAGCAAUUCGCGCUGAGUGGAUGCCCUCGGCGGUGCCCAGACCUGGCCCGGUCAUCACAGCUAGUGAGAGCGUCCAGUAAAUGUAGGCACCUUAGCAUCCACCAGUAUCCUGCUCCCCCCCUUCCACCCCGGCUACCAACAGCCCAGCAGAUCAAGUCCUCUCCUCCCGCCCCGUGUUUCCCGCCUGCCACAAUCAGCUGUUUCUCAGUGUGCAGGAGGCACUGGGAGGAGUGGAGAUGGGGGCACACUGAGGGGCAAGGUGGAAAGAGGUGGAGCAGGAAGAAGGUGGGUGGGUGCUUGGGGGAAGCGCAGGCACCAAGCACGAGGCAGGAAGUGGCAGGGUGGGGCAUGGCAUGGGGACUUGGAGAAAGGGUUGAGUGGGAGCAGGUCCUGAGGCAAAGCAGAGACUUGGGCACCCCCCGUAACCCAGAGGAAGCCAGCGCCUGUGAUACGUGUUAGCAGGUGACUCACCUGAUCUGCCACAAAACCCCCUCUAGCCUCCCCCAACGGCGCGAUGAUCUCUCAGGUACCAGCUGACCUAGCAGGAUCAUUUUAACUAGACAGUGCCUAACUCAUUGUCCAAAGGUGUUUGUAUUUGAAUAGGAGACACUCCAGGCUACCACACCUCCGUUAUUCCUGGAGUGCGAGGCAGGUGGCACCAGCCCUGCUAGCAGAUGGAUGAUUUCGUAUUCACUGUGGCAUUAAAUAACCCAACAGUUUCAUAAAAUCAGUCAGAAAAUAAUGUUUUACACAGACCAAUUAUCCAGCCUGGUACACGCGUGUUCUUUAAGAGCGUUGUAGAUUAUCCUGCCCUCAAGCUUCCGCCCACCGCCCCGUCAUACAAACUGUGGUUCCCAGACCUCUGCAGACCCUGCUCCCAGCUGAGCAGGCCGAGCUAUCUCCUGUUCCCUACCUGCUGGGCUGCGUGCCCGGAGACCCCAGCCCUCUGCUGCUUUCUCCCCAGAGCGGGAGUGCAGGCAGACUGCCCAGAGGAGAAACCAUCUGUGGCACAGGAGAAAAGAGCAAGCUGGGAAUGGCUCAGUGUCUCUGGCCUGGCCUGGCUUCCUGCCUAUCACCGCACCCAGUAAAGGGCCAGCCCUGAAGGUGGCCAAUGUCUCUGCUCAGCCGGUGACACGAGUUAACAUGAGAUGCCUUGUUCGCACGAUUGGUUGAACUCUGGUCACCCUGCCUGGUGCUGCCAGCUCAGCCAGAAGCCUUGUUCUACCUGUUCACCACGCUCCACAGCUGCUGCUGCUUCUCACCUGAGCCAGGCAGGAAAGGGGAGAGCUGGGUGGGGGAGGUGACACCAUGCACCACAGUCAGCCUGGAAACGCUUCCAGGCCAACAGGUUGUAUUGGACACCACCCUGCUGGGGAAUGUACCUGUCUCAGGCCCCGUGAAGGGAGGGGCUUGCUGCAGAAUAUCAGCAGCAGGAGCUGCCUGGCCUGCCAGGAAAGGGGAGCUGGAAAUGAAACCUGUGGCUUGGCAGGCAGUUGCUGAGGGAAGGGAAGAGCCCAGAUUCCACCCUUGGGCCACAUCCCAGGAGCUGCUGUGUCAGCUUGAGGCCAAUGGCAGGAACGUGGGGCGCAGCCUUGGCUGGCAGCUGGGCAGAGGCGGAGGGGCAGCGUGGUGCCUGAAGUGAGGCGAUUGCUUGUCAGCUGUGGAAAAACCAGCCGCUGGCCUGGGGCCCAUCCAGCGGCACCUCAGCUCACCGCACAAAGUCCAGCCUCUCCCUCAGCCAGUCUCUCCUGCAAGGCACUGACGCAGUGAUGGGCACCCCCGCCGUACUGCAGCUCUGACCGACAGCGGCCACAGGCAUCAGGGGCACAAACCGAGCAGGGAAAUGCUGCAGCCUUCACAGCUGCUGAGGCAUUGAGUGCCCCGGCUAGGCUGCCCCUGGGAUCACUGCAGCACUCCCUGCCCAGCCCCUCCAGCCCCCACCAUGCCCGAGCUGGCGCAGCUCCCUGCGCCCAGGCCUCUGGCAAAUGCUGGCCACAUCCAGAGGAACAUCCUUGAGGAGCAUGUGGAGCUGUGGUGGUUCAAGGACCCUAAGAAAUCCAUCCUGUGCUAUGGGGUUGCCGUGGUGCUCAUUCUGGCCUGUGGGGUGGGGGGCAUUGUCCUGCUCUACAGCACCAGCAGCCGAUCCGGGGAGUGGCGGCUGGCGGUGGGCACCACCCUCUGCCUCCUGGCCCUCCUGGUGCUGCUGAAGCAGCUUCUGAGCUCUGCCAUCCAGGACAUGAACUGCAUCCAGAGCAGGAGCCAGAUCCAGCUGCUGAAGAGUGGAGGCUUUUCAGACUGUGUGGUGCUGCUGCUCAGUGCCCUGGUGCUGCUGGUCUGCGGCAUGGUCCUCACUGUCCUCUCCACCACGACCAUGCAGCUCAGCCCGGCCCGGCCUCUGGCCAGCAUGUUCACCAGCGGCAUCAUCCUCAUGGCGGCAGGGGUUGCCGUUAUGCUGUGCCUGCUACUUUACAAGCUGAGCGCUUCCUGCUGCCCCGGGGCUCCCCGCAGCCUGGACACAGAUGACAUGAGCAUCUUCACCAUCUCCGGCCGGCUCUCCGACAACCACCGGCUCGCCACCACCUCCAGCAUGGCCAACCUGAUCUAGGCCUGGGCAGGCCCCCGGAGCACCGCCAAUGUGAGGCAGGGCAAGGCCAUGCGCCAACCCCUCUUCACCCAGGGAAGAGCAGAAAUUUGCACGCUGCCUUGACCCAACGGCAGCCGGCCUUUGCACGUUACUCAGGCCAGCUGGCCUGAGCCCUGGCAAGGAGUAUGCAGCUCCUGGGUUGAUUCGAUUUAACUUUCCAAGUAGCAGGCAAAGUCUCCAGCUCUGCAUCCCUUGGACACACUGCAGUCCCUGCUCUGAGGACUGAAGAGGAAGGUGAGCAUGUCCUGGCCCUGUUGAGAACCCCUCGCUGCUCUGGGGAGACCCUGAUGUGUCUGGAGCAAAAGCAAUGUUUCUCAUGUGAGUCUCUGCUGUCUGGCAGGCUGGCUGCUCCUGGCAGAGGCUUCCAUAGCUCUGGGGUAGAGCUGCUCCUUCGGGAUCCAAGCCCUAGCAGGCACUGCCUCUGAGAGCCUGGGCACGUGUCCCUGAGAUGCUAAGCCUGCCAGGGUGACCCAUGCCACGCGUCCCUCCAGCAGCUCAGUGGGGCACCAUGGCCUCACCCCCAGAAGGGCGAGCAGCCGGAGGGGUAUGGGACGGUGCACGGCGUGACUCGGGGCACGUGGACAGCUGUGCACACAGGGUAGGUAGAAGGGGUGUGUAGCACAGAUGAGUGUAAGUGCUAGAUAGGGACAGAAAUGUGUUUGUCUGGGUGAUGACUUUUUGUGGGGGCCGGGGGGAGAAUGUGUGAGUGGCCGGCCCUGAUCCGAACUAGGCAGAUUUAGACUGCUCAGCCACUCCCCCAAUUUUGUCUUCUCUGCCCCGACCACAGACUCUUUUCUGAAGUCUCCUCAUGGUGCAGAUACUAGGGGAAGGGUUCCCAGACCACGCGCAGCAUUAAAGGAGCAACUGUACAAAAGCCACAGUCGUGCUGGAUAAAGAACUAGUCCCCCCUUACUCUGGCACCUGCUACGGCCGGGUGCAGCCCCAAACCGUGCUGCUCUUUAUGCCGUGAGAUCGUAGUGAGAAUUCCCGCAUGCGGGCUUGGUUGUCACACCUGCUCCCUCCUUCUUUGCCCCGUGUUGUUCUGCGGAUCAGUUACUGGCAUGGAGCCAGGACAGCUCAUGCUGUUAGUCGCUGUCCUGGUCCAUGUGCUGUCGGCCCUGCUCUGUCAUUCUGCCCUUGAGGUGAGCAGCGGCUGUGUCCGUUACUGUUGUUUCCUUCCUCUUCUUUGUCACUAGCGAGGGUAGGAGCUAAGCCCCCGGCGCCAGAUCCCACCAGUGCUGCCUACCCUACGGUCACCAGCACACAGCUGUCAAAGCAGCCUUUUGUUAGCUCAGCACUCAGAGUGCAGCAGAGACUACAGCCAGCGCUACACAUGCAGUAACAAGCCAGGCCAGCACAGACAGGACUAAGGGCAGGUAGGGAAACAUAGGCCAGAGCAGAAACAAUUUGCUCUAGGUCACACCCUGCUUAUGUCAGAACUGGGAAUAGACGCGUGGCCACUUGACAGCAGCCAACGCUGCAGCUCAGCCAUAGCCCCAUGGCUGGAGACAUCUGCCUGUGUGUGUGCGGCCAUGCCCCAUUGCUUGCUACGGUUCCUGCACGUGCGUGUGUCCAAGCCUGCCUGUCUGUGCAGCUAGACCCUACUGCAUGCCUGUGUAGAGGCACCUUGCUGUGUGCUCACAGGUCUGUAUCUUUGCACCCCUUCAUUCACUCUGCCCUGUUUGUGGCCCCCAGGUGCCUAGGCAGAUCUGGCCAGAUUGUACAUUUCACACUUGCACUAAGACUUGAACAGCCACUUGACAAAAGCCAGUGAGGAGAUGCCACCCUGGACAGGUCUCCCGGAGUCAGCAACGAGCCCUCCUAGGGCAUAAGUGUUAGUGCCGUUCACUGUGGGUCGCUGUGCUCCCUGUGCUGUGUGAACAAAUACAAUAAAGUACUGGAAUGACA
This is a messenger RNA of Pelodiscus sinensis (Chinese soft-shelled turtle), 7741 nucleotides long. RefSeq names its product transmembrane protein 125 (gene TMEM125). Lineage: Eukaryota; Metazoa; Chordata; Testudines; Trionychidae. The record is from RefSeq and is a predicted model, not a curated record.